AUGGGCGAGUCGCCGGGAGCCCUGUACCGCACCACCGGCUCUACCUUGCUACAUCCGCUGAGUGGGCUGCUGGGCAUCCCGCUGGACCAGAUCAAUUUUGUAGCCUGUCAGCUGUUCGCCCUUUUGGCUGCGUUUUGGUUUCGUAUUUACUUGGGUCCCAAUCAUGCCAGCUCUGCUGUUCGCCAUGCAUUUGCCACCCUCUUUGGAAUAUACUUUGCUGUCUUCUGCUUUGGGUGGUAUUCCAUUCAUCUUUUUGUCCUGGUGAUGAUGAACUAUGGCAUUAUGAAUAUGGCGAGUAUUGCCAACAUUCACAGGUACUCCUUUGUCGUAGCUAUGGGAUACCUCACGUUGUGCCACAUAAGCCGAAUAUACAUAUUUCAUUAUGGUAUUCUCACUACAGAUUUUUCCGGAGGAUUAUGCUGUCCACUGAUGAUAAUUACACAGAAGAUCACAACACUUGCAUGCCAGUUACAUGAUGGAAUAGGGCGACAAGCUGAAGAACUCACUGCUGAGCAAAAUCGGCUGGCUGUAAAGACAAGACCUUCUUUACUGGAGUAUUUAAGUUAUCUCCUCAAUUUUAUGAGCAUCAUAGCUGGGCCUUGCAGCAAUUACAAGGAUUAUGUAGCCUUCAUUGAAGGGAGGCAUGUGCACAUGAAACUACUAGAAGUGAACUGGAAACAGAAGGGUUAUGACAGACUUCCUGAUCCUUCUCCAACUGGAGCAGUGAUGUACAAGCUGUGUAUCACACUAGUAUCUCUCAUUUUAUUCUUGACACUUACCAAGAACUUUCCUAUGGCAUAUAUUAUUGAUAAUGAAUUCCUUGAUAAAACACCCUUCUGGUCAAGACUUGGUUACCUGUAUGUGGUAACACAGGCAGCAAAACCAAAGUAUUACUUUGCAUGGACAUUGGCAGAUGCAGUCAACAAUGCAGCUGGCUAUGGCUUCAGUGGAGUUGAUGAGAGGGGCACUUUCCACUGGGACCUGUUGUCCAAUUUGAAUAUCUGGAAUAUUGAGACUGCAACAAGUUUUAAGAUGUAUAUUGAAAACUGGAACAUUCAGACAGCUGCCUGGCUGAAACGCGUUUGCUAUGACAGAGCUCCUUGGUACCCUACGGCUUUAACAUUUGUCCUGUCGGCCCUGUGGCAUGGUAUCUAUCCUGGAUAUUAUUUUACGUUUCUCACUGGAAUCCUUAUCACACUUGCAGCCAGAGCAAUAAGAAACAACUGCAGACAUUACUUCCUCUCGUCAGUGCCUCUCAAGAUAGCCUAUGAUGUUCUUACCUGGGUUGUCACCCAACUGGCCGUGUGCUAUACUGUUGCACCAUUUGUUAUGCUGGCUGUUGAGCCCACAAUUAAGUUUUACAAGUCUAUGUAUUUUCACAUGCACGUUCUAAGCAUCCUGGUGUUGCUUGUGUUACCAAUGAGACCUCAAGCCCACUCCAUAAAAAAGCCUCAGAAUCAGGCCAUGCAGAACUCUGUUAAAAGCAAAGACAUAUGA
This is a messenger RNA of Indicator indicator, 1497 nucleotides long. RefSeq names its product membrane bound O-acyltransferase domain containing 1 (gene MBOAT1). The record is from RefSeq and is a predicted model, not a curated record. Lineage: Eukaryota; Metazoa; Chordata; Aves; Piciformes; Indicatoridae. Gene Ontology annotation, cellular component: membrane. Gene Ontology annotation, molecular function: acyltransferase activity. Gene Ontology annotation, biological process: lipid modification. Bases 1 to 1497 code for a protein of 498 amino acids. The transcript has 14 exons.